Messenger RNA from Nerophis ophidion (straightnose pipefish), 2019 nucleotides. RefSeq names its product CAP-Gly domain-containing linker protein 4. NCBI's taxonomy places the organism in Eukaryota, Metazoa, Chordata, Actinopteri, Syngnathiformes, Syngnathidae. The record is from RefSeq and is a predicted model, not a curated record. The transcript has 4 exons. The coding region runs from base 380 to 772 and encodes 130 amino acids.
UUUUUAAGACCCCGUCAUUGUCAGGUGCUGAAAGCAAGAUGGUGGCCAACAUACCAGGCAGCCCUGACCGCACCGCCGCCCUUCAGAAGCGAUUGGCCAAAACUGAGCAUGACAUCUUGUCGCUGAAGAGCAGGAUGGCCUGCGAGAGGGCGUCGUGGGAGAGGAGGUUUGCGGAGCUGCGGAGGAAGCAGGCGGAGCUUUGCAAUCAGGUCAUCUUUGACGCUGCGGCCCUGACACGAGCGCAGGCAAAAGUGGACAAUGGAGACUUGUUUGAGGAGAGUUCCGGCAAAUGCAAGUGCAAACAUGGCACUCCUUUACUGCCAUUUGUUCAUGAUCGUUCUUGUGCUUUCUCAAAUUAGCUUUCAGCGUCUCUCAGCUGAUGCUUCACGACAGAUGCCCUGAUCUUCCGUCACCGGGCGGCCAGUUAUCUUUGUCGUCGGUGUCAAGCUCCAAUUCUUCCUGCUCUUCAGUGUCAAGUGUGAGAUCAGGAAGAUCUACAGGACCGCACCGGGUUUUUGUCCCCCACUCACCAUUGGACCUGCAGCUGGGCCACCGGGUCAGAAUCAUGCUGCCCACCGGGCGCAUCAGCACGGGCACCGUUCGCUUCCUGGGCCACCUGCAGGGGGAGCCAGAGCUGCACCUGGGGGUGGAGCUGCAGGCGCCCGACCACGGCGUUCGGGACGGCCACCAUAAGGGAUACUGCUACUUUGACUGCAAACCUGGCCAUGGUGCCUUCGUAACUUUCCACAAGCUACUGAUGGCCUGGGAAUGACCCUGCAUGGCAAGGACAGCUUGGACAAAGCAGUAUUGGCAUUUUGGAAAGAGAUACACCACAUUUUUUGCAGUACCGUAUUUCCCUUGAUUAUAGUAUGCGCCUGCCUAGAAUUACUGCCGGGUCAAACUCGUUUUGCAAAAUAAUUAGCGCAUGCUUAGCAUUACCGCCAGGUCAGGAUUAACGCCGGGUCAAACUCGUUUCGCAAAAUAUUAUUUUUAUUAGCGCAUGUCUAGAAUUUCUGCCGGGUCGAACUCGUUUCGCAAAAUAAUUAGCAUAUGCCUAGAAUUUCCACCGGGUCAAACUCGUCACGUCACGAGUGACACUUCACCUGUCGUCACUUUCAAAAUGGAAGAGACGGAUUUCAAUCAUUUGAAAUCGCAUAAAGGGAAGAAGAUUAAGAGCUAUUCAGUUGGAUUUAAGGUCCAAGCUAUUGAAUAUGCUAAAAAGAACAGUAAGAAGCUAUGUUUUAUUAAUAUACCGUAGCUGCGUGUGUCAAAUAGGAGUCAUUAAAUGACUCCCCGCCUCCUGGUGGUAGAGGGCGCUAGUGAGCCUUCUCGCGACUACUCGGCUGCAGAAGAUGUGACAACAAGCAGCAAGAGUGAGCAGCGAUUGUUUAUUUUUUCCUCUCGCUUGCAGUUUUAACAUGGAGGAUUACAUAUGUAAAAUAAAUCAGUUUUCCAAACUGGACUUUCAAUCGAAGCAGGAGGUAAAAAAGGAAGAUCUCCAUCGAGACAGAGAGACUUUUAAAACUGAAGAAAGAUAAGGAAGACUUCUAUAAACAAGUUAUCGAUGCUUUUGAUCAGAAGGAGCUGCGCAUGGACUUCAUUUAUAAGUAAAUGUAAGAACAUAAUAAUGGUUUUUUUUAAUUAAAUGUGCUUUUCAUGAUGGUAUCCUUACAUUACACUCAAAUUUAUAAGCGCAGGCCUAUAUUUACCGCAUGCCUUUGGUAAACGCCGGAGUGAGAAAAGGUUUUAAAUUAAUUAGCGCCCUGGCGGCAAUUCAAGGAAAUACGGUAUAUAAAAAAAUACAAGCUCUAAUAUGGUAAAAAGCUGAAGAAGAGAUGUGUGAAGCCUGUGAAGCAAAUUUUUUGUGCUGACACUGUCAUAUCUAUGUAUCUUAAAAAAAAAACGGUCUGGCAUUUUUAAGAUUUUAGUCUGUAGAUGAUAUGACGGGAUUCUCAGCCAUUGCCAGGCACUGACAGGGAAGGCGACAAUAAACCAGCUGCAAAUGUGUUUUGAACUAUA